ACCACGUGGGUUUAGGCAAAGUGAGAGGGUGCGGGCAAAGCUUUGAGGACAGUCAUGUUUGUUGAUAGGGCCGAUCGGUGAGUGCGUUGCUGUGUGUUUGCCUGGCUAUACCUCGUUUUUGUGCGGCGCGGGGGGCAGAAACCCCGAAGAACACGGUGGACUGGAACGCCGAAUGUCAUGUCGCCCGUUGGAUACUCCUGAGAUGGCGACGCCGUGGUAUUGAUUUGGCGGUGAACCUUGGCGACCAUGUAUCCGAACCGACACCCGGGAGACGGAAUGCCGACUUUCGCAUCGUAUGGAGCUCAUCCAAUGAUGGCCCUGAUGCAGAAAGAGGGUCCUCCGCCAGCCGCAGGUCAGCCUUUUAAAUUUACUGUUGCCGAAACAUGCGAUAGAAUUAAAGAAGAAUUUUCCUAUUUACAGGCUCAGUAUCAUAGAGACACAGUCAGCCUAAAACUCGAGUGUGAAAAAUUAGCUAGUGAGAAGACAGAAAUGCAAAGGCAUUACGUCAUGUAUUACGAAAUGUCGUACGGCCUCAACGUCGAGAUGCAUAAGCAAACUGAAAUAGCCAAACGGCUGAAUGCCAUAAUAGCUCAAAUCAUACCGUUCCUAUCACAAGAGCAUCAGCAACAAGUAGCUGCUGCGGUGGAACGCGCAAAACAAGUCACUAUGACUGAACUUAAUGCUAUUGUCGGGCAACAACACCCGGGAAUUGCACAUCUCAUGCAGCAAAUGCAUGCUCAGCAAUUACCUCCACAUGCGCAUGCGCCUCCUCUGCCUAUGAUGCCUCAUGCGGCGGCCAUCGCCGGACUCCAACCACCCACCCUACCUCCGAGUAGCGCGGCCGGACUCCUCGCACUCUCAAGUUCCCUAGCUGGACCUGCGGCUCAUCUUUCAGCAGCAGCCUCCACAGCAUCUUCCUCAUCCUCAUCUUCCAUAAAAGACCAUAGAGACGAGAAAAGAAAUUCUAAUUCUGUCAACGAUGAUCGACAGAGAAAUUCCAUAUCUCCUCACGAUCGUGAUAAACCUAGAAGUCGCUCUCCAGACCUGGACAUCGACAAAAAAAGGCGGAAAGAAGACAAGCAUGAUCAUUCCGAAAAAGGUGGCACAUGGAACGAACUGGCAGCUCUCUGCUUUCCAAACCUCCAGACGAAUGAAGAGGACAAAAGUGAUCAGGACCUCGUCGUUGAUAUCUCUAAUGAGGAACCUCUUUCUCCUCCAAAUGGUGAGAUGUCCCCCAGAGAAAAUGGUACAGAAAGAGGUCCCAAACGAGAACGUCCUCCAAGUCGUAGCGGGUCCUCUUCUAGCAGAAGUACACCCUCAUCCGCCAAACAUAAGGACCAUAUGAAUGAUAAACCACCUACACCAGUGUCAAAACCUGUAACUCCUACGAGUUCAGGAUCUACAACUCCAAGUUCAAGUGGCAUUAAACCUCAUCCAAAACAUGCAUUAGGUCCUCCAUAUCCAUAUGCUCUGCAUGGUGGAGCAGCACUAGCUGGUGAACUGAGUUCAGCAGCUGCAUUUCCUCAAGGCGUUCUGCACAAUAAUAUAUCACCAGCUCUCAAUUCCUAUUCUAGAUCACUAGUUGGUUUUGAUCACCCUUCAGUAAGGACACCUGCUUUUGGUAGCAUACCAGGUGGAAAACCAGCCUACUCCUUUCAUGUAAAUGCUGAUGGUCAAAUGAUGCCCGUGCCUUUCCCACCUGAUGCCCUCAUAGGACCGGGCAUUCCCAGACAUGCCCGACAAAUCAACACUCUUAGCCAUGGGGAAGUUGUUUGCGCUGUCACAAUAUCUAACCCCACAAAAUACGUCUACACUGGAGGAAAGGGUUGUGUUAAAGUAUGGGACAUCAGUCAACCAGGAAGUAAAACUGCAGUUUCUGAAUUAGUUUGUCUGCAAAGAGAAAACUACAUUCGAUCCUGUAAACUACUUCCAGACGGAAGGACACUUAUUGUGGGUGGCGAGGCCAGCACGAUAUGUAUAUGGGAUCUAGGAACGCCAACGCCGCGCAUCAAAGCGGAAUUGACAUCCAACGCCCCUGCAUGCUACGCCCUAGCUAUAAGCCCUGAUUCCAAAGUGUGCUUCAGUUGUUGCAGUGAUGGAAACAUAGCCGUCUGGGACCUCCAUAAUCAAAAUCUAGUCAGGCAAUUCCAAGGCCACACUGACGGUGCAAGUUGCAUAGAUAUAUCUAGUGAUGGGACAAAACUCUGGACUGGUGGAUUGGACAACACAGUGCGAUCUUGGGACCUAAGAGAAGGUCGCCAGCUUCAGCAACAUGAUUUUACCUCACAAAUAUUUUCGUUGGGAUAUUGUCCGACUGGCGAAUGGCUAGCUGUAGGAAUGGAGAGUAGCAAUGUGGAGGUGUUGCAUUGCACCAAACCUGACAAAUACCAACUACAUCUUCAUGAAAGUUGUGUGCUCUCGCUGAAAUUUGCAUCUUGUGGUAAAUGGUUCGUGUCAACAGGCAAGGACAACCUUCUAAAUGCCUGGAGGACACCAUAUGGAGCCUCUAUUUUCCAGUCGAAGGAAUCUUCAUCAGUGUUAAGCUGUGACAUUUCGUCUGAUGACAAAUACAUAGUAACUGGAUCCGGUGACAAAAAAGCAACAGUGUAUGAAGUCAUUUAUUGAAUCCUCACUUGACACAAAUAAAUCACCUUUUUACACUCCAAAACUGUUACACCUUCACCACAACUCGCCAAAUUGAAGCCGCCAACUAUAUACUCUUCAAUAACAAUUCUUAUGACAAUUCAUCUUUGAUAAGUCAUUUUAAGUGCAAUAAAUGCGCAUUCGAAAACAAAACACAAAUCAAUGAUGAUGAUUAUCCAAUGAUGAAACUAAUUUAUCAAAUUUGCAUCGUUUUGGAAAUAAUUUCGUUACAUAAUUUAUGAUUAAUUUAUGAAAACUAAUCCAUGAAUUACUAUUUUCACUCGGCUUAUAAUCAUUAUAAAGUUGCAAAACAUCAUAUUUUUAUUGUGCGAGUUUCGUUUCCUAAUGUCACAGAAGGAUUAUUUAUCAAAGUGUAAUAUAGAUGGCGGCACAGGCAUGAACAGUGUUCAAGACGUGGUGUUAUUUAUUUUGUUUCCGUGUUCUUCAACCAUGAAAUAAAAUGGAUCUUUCUCUAUGGAUAAUAAAUCAAGGAUGCCUUCUCAAGUUCCAUGCACAGACUCACAUAACUAUUUACAGAGUGACUUCAACUACUACAAUUAACGGUGCCACCAAAUCCUAAGUCAACUAAGUUCCAAAACUUGCCGCUUGUGGCUCCGUAGCGGACUACUACUAUCUGGAAACUCUACAGGCAAAAAGAAACUACUAUGAGAAUGUGUCCUAAUAAAAAAAGAAAACUGUGCUCCUUUUUUCAGUACGUUUCAUCUCUCGUGAAUGUUCCAGUUAUAACAUUUUUUUUAACUACUGUUGCAUUAACUAAUGAACUGCUGAAAAAAUAUGGAAUUACAGCUUCAACAAUUUUGUUUUUGUGGUUAUUAUAAAUUUAUUCCGUGCAAAGAUUUCUAUGUAAUGAUGCCACUUCUAAUAUUUUUAAACCUCAUACUUAAAAAUGUAUAAAUAUGAAAGCUGGUUGAUGAAUAACAAGACUGUUUAUUAUUGUUUAUUAGAAAUUUAAAACGAGUCUA
Molecule: messenger RNA, 3626 nt
Organism: Parasteatoda tepidariorum (common house spider)
Lineage: Eukaryota; Metazoa; Arthropoda; Arachnida; Araneae; Theridiidae
Product: transducin-like enhancer protein 4
Biological process (GO): regulation of DNA-templated transcription; negative regulation of canonical Wnt signaling pathway
Cellular component (GO): transcription regulator complex; nucleus
Molecular function (GO): transcription corepressor activity; protein binding
Source: RefSeq, a predicted model, not a curated record